Messenger RNA from Microbotryum saponariae, 933 nucleotides. NCBI's taxonomy places the organism in Eukaryota, Fungi, Basidiomycota, Microbotryomycetes, Microbotryales, Microbotryaceae. The record is from the annotation of a GenBank genome assembly.
AUGUCGUCACUAUCGCGGACAUGCCUGAACGCUGCUCGACCUUUGAUGCGUCACUCGCGAAUGGCCCACAACGUCGUCAGCAGGAAGCCUGCGUUAGUCCGCCUGCUCUGUUCCUGUCCGCUUGGUUGAAGCCAACCGUGCCUCGAUAGCUCGUGGCUGACCCACUUUUCUUUACACUUAUGUCCCCAUUUCUUGGCUCGAAUCCAUCAACACCCUUGCGCUGCUUCGUCCACUCGUCUCCGCAUGCGCCUCGAUCACUCGUCCCGUGACCUCCACGGCGCAUCGCAUCGCAUCAUCAUCAAACCGUACCACUCAAUCACACCCCAUAUAGUGAACCUCACACACCACCCUCGAUCAGCCCUGCCCAAGCUCCGAACCGGGCAACGGUCUGGUCCAAAAGUCAAGCCGCUCGGUGCGCACUCCUCCACACCUCUUCCAUCUCCAUACCCAAACACCACCCACUCUAUCGUGAACUCAUCCCAGCUGUUCUUCUCCCCCGAUAGAACGGAAGCUAUGCAAGGCCCUCGCUUCGAGCAAACGGACGAACGAUUCCAACCUCGCCCCUUGGCCGCGGUCGAAUUGAUCGCCGAGGAACCGAUCCGUUUGAUCCACGGGCGUGUGGCGAGUUGUGAUGGAGGUCAGUCACAACUUUGGGGUUUUUUUUUGAAAAAAAGUUUUCGAAGGGGUGUGCUCAGUUGGGUUCUUUUGUUCUCUGGCUCUGGGCCGGAUCUUAGGUGGAGGUUCGUUAGGGCACCCGAAGAUCUUUGUCAACGUCGACAAGCCUGGACCCAAGGCGUGCAACUACUGGUAAGUCCCCGCGAACCUCGUUCAACCAUUUCAAAAUCCUGAUAUACCCGUCCUCACAUGUUCGCCGUGAAUUGGUAUAGCGGUAUCCGAUUCCAGAAGGACAGCCACGCUCACGGCCACCACUAG